GAGCCGAGGGUUGUCAGUGAAUGGUUGAGCGCUGAGGAUGGCGGUGGACGAUGAGGGGCUGCGGGUGUUGCAGAGCGUCAAAGUCAAGAUCGGAGAAGCAAAAAACAUGCCUCCCUAUCCAGGACCAAAUAAAAUGAGAGACUGCUACUGUACAGUGAAUCUGGAUCAAGAGGAGGUUUUCAGGACCAAAAUAGUGGAGAAAUCCUUAUGCCCCUUUUAUGGUGAAGACUUUUAUUGUGAAAUUCCAAGGAGUUUUCGCUAUCUAUCAUUUUAUAUUUUUGACAGAGAUGUCUUCCGGAGGGAUUCAAUUAUUGGCAAAGUUGCAAUAAAGAAAGAUGAUCUUCAGAAAUACCACAACCGUGAUACCUGGUUUCCUCUUCAGCAAGUGGAUGCUGAUUCUGAAGUUCAGGGUAAGGUUCACCUGGAGCUAAGACUAAGUGAAGUCAUCACUGACAGCGGGGCCAUCUGCCAUAAAUUGGCAACACGUGUUCUGGAGUGUCGGGACUUACCAAUAGUGAAUGGACAGUGUGAUCCUUAUGCCACAGUUACUUUAACAAGUCCAUCCAGGUCAGAGGUGAAGAAGACAAAAGUAAAAAGAAAGACCACCAAUCCUCAAUUUGAUGAAGUUUUCUACUUUGAGGUGACCAGACCGUGCAGCUACAGUCGGAAGUCACAUUUCGAUGUUGAAGAGGAACAUGUUGACAGGAUGGAGAUCAGGGUCGACCUUUGGAAUGCCAGUAACCUGAAGUUCGGGGAUGAAUUCCUUGGAGAGCUCCGACUUCCUUUGAAGAUUCUGAAGCAGUCCUCUUCCCAUCAAGCAUGGUAUUUUCUACAGCCAAGAGACAACGGCAAGCCAGUGAAACCAGCUGAUUUGGGUUCAUUAAGGCUGAAUAUUGUUUACACUGAAGACCAUGUUUUCCUUUCACAUUUCUAUGAUCCUUUGAGAGAUCUUUUAUUGAAGUCUCCAGAUGUUGAGCCUGUUUCAGCGUCUGCUGGUCACGUACUGGGUGAAGUGUGCCGCGAAAAACAGGAGGCCGCAAUGCCACUCGUCAGACUCUUCUUACAUUGUGGCAAAAUCGUACCCUUCAUUAGUGCGAUUGCCAAUGCUGAAGUAAACAGGACGCUGGACCCCAACACCAUCUUCCGAGGAAACUCGUUGACCUCAAAGUGCAUUGAUGAGACUAUGAAACUAGCAGGGAUGCAUUAUUUACAAGUUACAUUAAAGCCAAUCAUCGAUGAGAUAUGUGAAGUUCACAAGCCGUGUGAAAUUGACCCUGUUAAACUGAAAGAUGGUGAAAAUUUGGAAUCCAAUAUGGAAAACCUCAGACAAUAUGUUGAAAGAAUUUUCAAUGUUAUCACAAAGUCCGGUAUGAGCUGCCCCACAAUCAUGUGUGACAUUUUCUUCUCACUGAGAGAAUCUGCUGCUGUACGUUUCCAAGGUGAUCCUGACGUCAGGUACACGGCUGUCAGCAGUUUUAUCUUCCUGCGAUUCUUUGCUCCAGCUAUUCUCUCGCCUAAUCUGUUCCAGCUUCGCCCCCAUCAUCCAGAUCCAUUAACAGCACGGACUCUAACACUUCUCUCCAAGACCAUCCAGACACUGGGGAGUCUAUCCAAAUCAAAAUCUGCCAGUUUCAAAGAAUCCUACAUGGCUACUUUUUAUGAAUAUUUCAAUGAGCAGAAAUACACAGAUGCUGUAAGAAAUUUCCUGGAUUUAAUUUCUUCAUCUGGAAGAAGAGAUCACAAAAGCAUAGAACAACCCAUAGUACUGAAGGAAGGGUUUAUGAUCAAGAGAGCACAGGGAAGAAAUCGUUUUGGCAUCAAAAACUUUAAAAAGAGAUGGUUUCGUCUGACCAACCAUGAGUUCACCUAUCAUAAACACAAAGUUGAUCAUCCAUUGUGCAGUAUUCCUAUCGAAAACAUUUUAGCUGUUGAAAAACUGGAGGAAGAAUCCUUCAAAAUGAAAAAUAUGUACCAAGUCAUUCAGCCAGAAAGAGCAUUAUACAUACAGGCUAACAACUGUGUGGAGGCCAAAGACUGGAUUGAUAUCUUAACAAAAGUUAGUCAGUGCAACAAGAAGCGCUUGACAGUGUACCAUCCUUCAGCAUAUCUCAAUGGGCACUGGCUUUGUUGCAAGGCCACUGCUGACACAGCCCUAGGCUGUACACCUUGCACUGGCGGGCUUCCAGCUAACAUCCAGUUAGAUGUAGAUGGUGACCGGGAGACUGAGCGCAUUUACUCGCUUUUCAGUACCUACAUGACUAAAUUGGAGAAAAUGCAAGAGGCGUGUGGCAGCAAGUCUGUGUACGAUGGGCCUGAGCAGGAAGAAUAUUCAACCUUCAUUAUUGAUGAUCCUCAGGAGACGUAUAAAGCACUAAGACAGAUAAUAGAAAUUGUUCAAACAUUGGAGAUGGAGCAUGUCCAGUAUAAGAGGAAUAAGUUCAAGAGGACCAAGUAUGGCAGCCAGGAGCAUCCCAUAGGUGACAAGUCUUUUCAGUGUUAUUCAACCCAAAACUCAGGAUGUUCAACCAAUUCAAUGUGACCAACUGCCUUAACAAAGAAGUGGAAAAGUCGAGCGUAUUAUUUUAUACCAGGCGUUGCUGGAUAUAGAGAGGUCAACAAUGUUAAAUGAAGCUUAAAAAAACAGAAAAUAAUCCAUUUGAACCCGAUGUGUACAGACUUACAACAUUAAACUCACAUACAUUUGGUGGUUGAUUAAUGUUUUCACAAACUGUUACAUAUGCACUUUAGUCAUCUGUUUGCAACAGAUGAUUUAACUUUUUGCCUUUAAGGCAUUAUUUUAUACCUGCUUUUACUGGUGAUCAGUUCAAUGAUCAUUGAAAGUGAAUCCAUCUGCAAGCAACUCCAGUGUCAUUUUUAAACUUCUUGGGGCCAAAUGGAGCUAAGUACUGAAGUAACAAAGCAAUAGCAUUUCACCUUUUGUAAGCAGCUUAAGAUUGCAGUUUGUGUUAGUAUUGAAGGACAACAUCAAUUGUUUUUCCCUGCAGAGCUUGAAAAAUGUAACCUCAUUACAUGGCGCACAAUGAUUUUUGCACUGUCGAAUUCUGUUUUACUUUGAUUUUGCUAGAACCUGGGAUUAGCAAUCUAUUGCUGGGAAGGAAAAGAAGAGGAUUUAAUAGGCAUGUUUGUUUGGUGCAUCAAAUGUCAAGUAAGCACCACACUAUUCCACAUUCAUGUUACAGCCUUUGGCCCAGCGGCAUUCAUUGGACCACAAAGGUGAUGGUGUAGUGGAGGCACUAUGCCAUCUGGAUGGUUUUCAAUUGUUUAUUGAUAAAAAAUGUCUUGUAGGCAGAAACUUUUGCUGCUAGAGUUCACAACAUCUUUUGUGCUAUUUUCCCGCUGACUUUAACAAAUAAUGUUCUGCUUUAAUUGUAGUGGAAACGUCCCACCUUGUGCACCAUGACAAUCGUGUAGGAAGCUUUUGUAACAAAACAAUGUGUUCAGUCGGCAGCAUUGUGGACCCGGGGAGAGAGGGAGGGAAACGGAUUCAAUUAUAAUGUUGUUUAUAUUUUGAGGUACAGACAUUGCUGUUAAUGCCAAUGCUAAUAGCGAUAAGAGUUUUAUGCAAAAUGUGUCUUGAUUUUGCCAAGUACUCGCUGCUGUGGAAUAUUUACUUACCUCUGCUUGAUGCUUCAGUUUUAAUAGCAUGAAGACCUUGUCUUCAUAAACAAUCGCACAUUUUACAUAAAGGGAGGAUAAAUAUGGUCACAUUUAUAGUUUCAAUGUUUUGAUUUCCGCCUGAGGGAACUACAUUAGUAUAUACCCUUUUUAAAAGAAGCACUGUAAUAGUGAGAGAAUGGUUUUAUUGUGUUUUUAUUCUUACGGUAUAUAAAAUAAAAAUAUUGACUAAAUUGUAUAUUGGGUAGGAUUACUGUUACAAGGGAAGGAAAGUGAUGAGAGCAGUAUCUCAAGCCAACCUGUGUUCCUCCCAUAUUAUUAAAGAAACUGAGCUCCGUCACCUGCCAGCUAAACUCAUUCUCAUAAUAUGCUUGUAACUUACACUGUACAUAAAAUACUAAUGUGCUACAAUGUAUUUUUAACUGCCAAAUAAAAAUGCGAGUUUGUAA
Callorhinchus milii (elephant shark) is the source of this 4085-nucleotide messenger RNA. It is a transcript of the gene rasa3, whose product is annotated as RAS p21 protein activator 3. Bases 38 to 2539 code for a protein of 833 amino acids. The record is from RefSeq and is a predicted model, not a curated record. Gene Ontology annotation, biological process: negative regulation of Ras protein signal transduction; regulation of GTPase activity; intracellular signal transduction. Gene Ontology annotation, molecular function: GTPase activator activity. NCBI's taxonomy places the organism in Eukaryota, Metazoa, Chordata, Chondrichthyes, Chimaeriformes, Callorhinchidae. The transcript has 24 exons.